This is a messenger RNA of Chrysoperla carnea, 1884 nucleotides long. It is a transcript of the gene ich, whose product is annotated as ichor. Gene Ontology annotation, molecular function: RNA polymerase II transcription regulatory region sequence-specific DNA binding; DNA-binding transcription factor activity, RNA polymerase II-specific. Bases 1 to 1884 code for a protein of 627 amino acids. The transcript is spliced from 2 exons. Gene Ontology annotation, cellular component: nucleus. Gene Ontology annotation, biological process: embryonic hindgut morphogenesis; embryo development; embryonic pattern specification. Lineage: Eukaryota; Metazoa; Arthropoda; Insecta; Neuroptera; Chrysopidae. The record is from RefSeq and is a predicted model, not a curated record.
AUGACAAGUGGUAGCAACACAAAUAAUACAUCAAAUAAUUUAAUCGGUGGUCUUGUCCCUGGUGGCGGUGGAGCAGGGGUCAGUAGUGGGGGGUUACAUCAUCAUAAUAAUCAUCAUCACCAUCAUCAUCCGCAUGACACGGAUGUAGACACACUAUUAUUGACAACAUGUUGGUCCCAAGCAAAUCCGAAUAACAAUAACGAAUAUUUAUUAGAUACACAAAAAUUGAUAUUAGAUAAUAGUGAUUUAGAAACAAAUAACAAUAACAGCACAGACGAUCAAAAUGAUUUAGCAACAAAAGUAACAAUGGAUGCGUUAGAUAGUCUGUUAUUAAACUCCACGGGAAGUGGUGGAAGUGGUAACAAUAACAAUGCAUCCUCAAAUCUAGCCGAAUUGAAACCAUUACCCCCAUUUACUGGUUACACAGCAAAUUUAAGUAUAAAUGGAAUUCAAGGACAUCAUUAUCAUGCAAUCGCGCAGCAUCAUCAAGCACGAUUACUCUCAUCCGAAGAAAAUAACAAUUCAACAACGAUAAUAACAACAACAUCCCCACAAUCACCCAACUGUGGUACGAUUUCAUCGAGGAAAAGUGGGAAUAAUAAUGGAAAUUAUAAUAGUCAUAAUAACAAUAACAAUAAUGCAUUUUCAUCGAAUGAACAUAACAAUCACAAUAUUGUUUCGAGUUCAACAUGUAUAAAUGUUGCAGCGGAUUGUACAAGUGCAGCACUUUCACCGCCGGAUUCAACCGUUAUAAAUAUUAAAUCAAUGAAUGAUCAACAUAAUUUAGCAUCGUUAUAUCAUCCCCAACAACAUUCUAGUGCGUCCGGUGGUGUUUUAGUAGACGAAUGUGUUGAUUCAGUGUCAGGUGGUGUGAAAUUAGAAUAUAGUGAUUGUAUGGUAGUAGCGGAUUCUUGUUGUGUAGUCGAAUCCGCCGGAAAUAAUCAUGUAAAAAAUGAAAUGAAUGAAUAUGAUAUCUCAUCAAUUGAAGAUAUUGCCGCAAUUAUUGGUUCAGCGAUUGCUGAUACAACUGUUCCUAAUAAUAAUCACCAUCAAUUAGAUUGUGGCCAUGAUCCACAACACUGUGAUCCAAAUUGUGGUGAUUCACGUGACAGUUGGAUGGAUUUAGAUGCAUGGAUUGAUGGUGCUUGUGUGGAACCACAAAAGAAUAUGAUUAUCUCACAAGAUGGAAUGUCGGAAUUUAUUUUACCACAUUCACCGCAACAGCAAUUAAAUAAUAAUUCGUCAACAUUACAAAGUUUAUUAACUCACGGUUAUAUGCCGUUGUUGCAAAAUCGCUUACAAAACGGUCCUCCUCCGGCUGUCAAACAAGAAGCACCAAGUUCAACGAGUUAUGGGGGUGUUGAUUUAAUAUCAACUUCUAGUCCCCCCGCGAAUGUUGUUUCCACAACCGAUAGUGUAAUGUUAAAUGGACGUUAUAUUCAACAGCAAUACGGUAACGUUUUAAGCGGUUUACAAGAUGAUCGAAUACGUAGUCCGGAUUUAUUAAAUUAUCCGCAUACAACAACCACACAUACGCCAUCAAUUCCAAAAAAACAACGUAAUCGUUCACAAAAGAAGGCACAUCAAUCGGCGGCUGCCGCUGCGGCUGUAGCACAUCAAGCAACAUCAAGUUCAAAUAAUAAUUCCACGUCAUCAUCAGUGUUUACUUCCGAACAAAGUUUAAGUUUAUUAGGUAAAGAGAAACCUGUACAUCGGUGUCAUAUUUGUAAUCGGGGUUUUUUAAAUAAAUCAAAUAUUAAAGUACAUUUGCGUACGCAUACCGGUGAGAAACCGUUCCGUUGUGAGACGUGCGCAAAAGCAUUCCGACAAAAAGCACAUUUAAUUAAACAUCAGCAAAUUCAUAAACGAAUUGGACGUGAUUAG